Messenger RNA from Symbiodinium natans, 876 nucleotides. The record is from the annotation of a GenBank genome assembly. Lineage: Eukaryota; Dinophyceae; Suessiales; Symbiodiniaceae.
AUGCCUCCUAGAGUUGUCAGUGAAGUCGAGGUGCAGAUCCUGAACAACAUUGGCCUGGUGUAUGCCAAGCUCCAGGAUUACGAUCGGGCCUACGAGUGGCACGCGUUGCUGCCCAUCUUUGCGAAAUCUUGCAAGUAUGUCGGAGUGUCAGAGCACAAGUGCAGAAUCAAGUCUUCGGUUCGAGGUACGACAAGGCUCACAAACAAGACCCAAGUUAAAACCCUGUUCUCCCUGGCAUGGGUGCAGCGAAAGCGCCAGAAAUUUUCGCACGCGAGGGAGCUCUUCAUGAUGGUUCUUGACCUUGACCCUGGUCACGGCAAGGCCAUGUGGCUUCUGGGGGACAUCUUGAAGACAUGUCAGGACUUUGAAGGUGCAAUCCAGCAGUUUCAGGCACUCGUCAGGACCCAGCCUGAGAGCCCUGAUGGGCACGUAUCCCUGGCUCAGUGCUAUGAUGCAACCAAGCAGUACAGCAAAGCGGUGCAAAUCUACAAGAACAUCCUGGAAACCUUAUGCCCAGGUCGCACUGAGGUGCACUUCGCUCUUGGGAAGGAUUACUUCCUCUUGAAGCAGUAUCGGCAAGCUGUAGUCGAAUUAGACAAGGUGCCGGACAAUGACCCCAAAGCUGUCGAGGCACGGUCUUACGGAGCGAAGGCUUGUCGAGAACUCGAGGACCACGAGCGAGCUAUCUCCCUUGCAGAGUCUGCUGCGCACUGUCAUCCGCAUCCGGAAGUGAUGCAUUUUCUCGGAGAGGAAUAUGCCCGUGUUGGGGAGCAGCACAAGGCUGCCCAGUGCUUCUCGCGCGGAUUGGAGCUGGAGCCGAACCACCUACCUUCCUUGAUGGAGCUGGGUCAACUGGCGUGCCGGCCCGAGAGCUGA